CUCCGACGUUGACCGGCUCAUGUAAUUGUCCAUUGUCCAACCAUCCUGCUCAUUUACAAUGUCUGAUAAUGUCGUUCACGCUGUUGCUGGUGCCGGAGGAGGUAUCCUCUCCAUGGGCCUCACCUACCCUCUCGUGACCAUCUCUACUCGUGCCCAGGUUGAGUCGCGUCGCGAACACACCACCACCACCGAAGCCGUGAAGGCCAUCCUCGCGCGUGAAGGCGUAUCCGGUCUUUACACCGGUCUUGACAGCGCCCUUUUCGGAAUUGCUGUCACCAAUGGAGUCUACUACUUCUUCUACGAAGGUGCCAAGGGGUGGUUGGAGGGUCGCAAAGGACGCUUGUCCACCUUGGAGAGCAUGUUAGCCGGGGCAAUUGCCGGAAGCUUCACUGUUUUGGCUACAAACCCAAUUUGGGUGGUUAACACGCGUGCUACUGCCAACAAACGUACCGUUGACGAGGCCGGUGAUGAGAAGACUCCCGCACCUCGGAAGCCCAUGACAAUCAUCGGUUCGCUCAAGGAAAUCAUCAAAGACGAGGGAGUUGCUUCUCUUUGGAGUGGAGUUGGACCUGCUCUUGCAUUGGUCAUCAACCCCGUCAUUCAGUACACCGUUUUCGAACAACUCAAGAAUACCGUCGCAAAGAAGCGUGCGCUUGGCCAAUGGGACUUUUUCUGGCUUGGUGCUCUCUCUAAGCUUAUUGCGACCGGAACCACUUACCCCUACUUGACCAUCAAAUCCCGCAUGCAAUUGCGUCAGUCGAAAGAUGCCGCUCAGCGUUAUACCCUCGUCGGCGGUCUUCAGAAGAUCAUCCGCGAAGAGGGCAUCGCCGGGCUCUACAGGGGUAUUGGCGCCAAGUUGUUACAGAGUGUCCUCACUGCUGGGUUCUUGUUCAUGUUCAAGGAGCAGUUGUACGUCGGAGCUUUGAAGUUGUUCAUGCUUUUGAGCGCGAGGAGAGCCGCCCUUAGGGCCGGUGCUGCCAAGUGAGCGAGCGGUUUGGGGAGACGAUAAUGCCAGAAGAUGAGAUUGUAAGAUGUCGCUCGCCUUUUUUCUACCUUCAAAUAUAAGAUCUCAGCGAUUCCCUGGUUAAGCU
Molecule: messenger RNA, 1091 nt
Organism: Saitoella complicata NRRL Y-17804
Lineage: Eukaryota; Fungi; Ascomycota; Saitoellomycetes; Saitoellales; Saitoellaceae
Product: mitochondrial carrier
Exons: 6
Coding region: 59-985 (308 amino acids)
Cellular component (GO): peroxisomal membrane
Molecular function (GO): AMP transmembrane transporter activity; coenzyme A transmembrane transporter activity; FAD transmembrane transporter activity
Source: RefSeq, a predicted model, not a curated record